Messenger RNA from Helobdella robusta, 780 nucleotides. RefSeq lists its product as hypothetical. The record is from RefSeq and is a predicted model, not a curated record. Gene Ontology annotation, cellular component: plasma membrane; axon. Gene Ontology annotation, molecular function: cell-cell adhesion mediator activity. The coding region runs from base 1 to 780 and encodes 259 amino acids. The transcript is spliced from 6 exons. Gene Ontology annotation, biological process: dendrite self-avoidance; axon guidance; homophilic cell-cell adhesion. NCBI's taxonomy places the organism in Eukaryota, Metazoa, Annelida, Clitellata, Rhynchobdellida, Glossiphoniidae.
AUGUGUCACGUGAACAUGAUGACGACAUCCUCACCUCAUAAACAGACAGCUGCAAGCGCUCCUUUCCGUCAACAAGUUUUUGCAAUCUGCAAGAUCCAAAAUGGCAUAAAAAAAAUGUUGGAACAGAAACACACAAAACAGAAAAAAUUAAUAAAUACACUCUUCGGGGCAGCUAUCAAAACGACAAUAUGGUUCAUCAACGGCACGAACCUGAACAUCUUGACCUCCCUGAAGGAGCGCCUGCACGUCCAGCCCGACGGCUCCCUCUCCAUCAACCACGUGAUCAGGACCGACAUGGCCUGGUACACCUGCGCACCCACCAACAACUUCCACAAGUCACCCGAUGCCAAGGCCUUCCUUAAUGUUACAUACAUUCCACGCGUCCAGCGACUGCCCUCAACGACCUACCUUGCCCUGGACAUGAAGGGCUUCCUACACUGCCCCGUUGAUUCCAACCCACCCGUCACUCACAUCACACGACCAGGAGAGGGCAAUGAAAGUCGUAAAGUAACAUUCAUUAGACACGCUCAAGUUCAUUAUUUCACAGCUAAGAUCCAAAUAAGGCAGCUGAAAAAAUGGUUCAAGAACAACAGCACCAUCGACCUGCACAACCCAAGACAGGUGCACAUGCACGCAGUUGGAACGUCCCUCUACUUCGACACGACCUCUAUGGAGGACGAGGGCUUCUACAUGUGUGCCCCACACUCCAACCUAGGUCAAGGACAUAUUUCGAGUUCUAUGCAAGUCCUCGUCAGAGGUCAGCUUAUCUGGAUGGGGUGA